Messenger RNA from Kickxella alabastrina, 1269 nucleotides. Its product is annotated as kinase-like domain-containing protein. The record is from RefSeq and is a predicted model, not a curated record. The transcript is spliced from 3 exons. Gene Ontology annotation, molecular function: choline kinase activity; ethanolamine kinase activity. Gene Ontology annotation, cellular component: cytoplasm. Bases 123 to 1178 code for a protein of 351 amino acids. Gene Ontology annotation, biological process: phosphatidylcholine biosynthetic process; phosphatidylethanolamine biosynthetic process. Lineage: Eukaryota; Fungi; Kickxellomycota; Kickxellomycetes; Kickxellales; Kickxellaceae.
UAUAAUUUUGUUAUGCUCUCAAGGGCGUGGGGCAAGAUACAACGCCGCCACCUGCACUCUUUCUCUUCACAUUUUUUAUUUUUAUUUUCUCUUUUAAUAUUGUUUUAUUCUUUUUUUGCCAAAUGACGAACACUAGCGAAUUCACCAACGCGAGCCAGGACACCGCCGCUCUGGUUGAUGCUAUCCCCCACUUUGCCUUCGAUGUCAAGCACGACUCGUUGUUCGACGACUCCAAGCUGCUCCUGACAAAAGUAUUCCCUGAAUGGUCCGCCGACGAGCUGACCUUUAACCAAUGCAAGGAUGGAAUUACCAACAAACUGAUUCAGUGCACAAACAAGAGCAAGGAUAUCACUGUACUUAUUCGCGCCUACGGCAAACACACUGAAGUCAUCAUUGACCGCAGCCAGGAGCUCAUUAACAUGGCUGGGUUGACCCGUCUUGGCAUGUGCCCGCCAUUGUACGCCCGGUUUAACAACGGCCUGGUCUACGGCUUCAUCCCAGGAACUGUCGCGAAGCCCGAGGAAAUGGGCAAUGAUCUGUGGGCGCCGCUUAUUGCCAGAAAGCUCGCCGAAUGGGGCCAGGUGCAGCUCCCAGGCGACCACUCCCCACAGCUCUUCCCCAUCAUCCGCCGGUGGAUGAAUGACAUCCCGGCCAAUUACGCCAGCGAGCGCGACAAUGCAAUUUUCCACAAGCAUUUCAAAAUCCAAGACCUCAUUGCCGAAUGCGAUCAGCUCGACGCUAUUCUGACCAAGCUCGAUUCCCCAGUGGUGUUCUCCCACAACGAUCUCUUGUCUGGAAACGUCAUCAUGGCCGAGUCUAAAGACGAGGUGUUCUUUAUUGACUAUGAGUACGCUAUGUACAAUUACCGCGGCUUUGAUAUUGCCAAUCAUUUCAACGAGUAUGCUGGUUUUGAGUGCGACUAUGGCAGGUAUCCGGGGAAGGAGGCACAGCUUGCGUGGUUCAAGACGUAUUUGGACCAUAUUGCGUUGGAUUCAGGUUCUGGUGCGCUGGAGGCGAUGUACACGGAGGUCAGUCUUUUCCAGCUGGCGUCGCACUUUUAUUGGGGUAUUUGGGCGCUGGUUCAGGCCGAUAUCUCGGACAUUGACUUUGACUACAUGGAUUACGCCAGGCUGAGGUUUGAGCAGUACUACAGGGUCAAGACGCGGGUGCUGGUAUGAUAUUAUUUUACUUGCACUUUAUAUUUGUUAGAUUUUUUCAAUUGCAUAUUAUAUUACAAACACGAGAUAUGCGCAAUUGUCAUAAUUAUAA